Messenger RNA from Acytostelium subglobosum LB1, 1233 nucleotides. RefSeq lists its product as hypothetical. The transcript has a single exon. The record is from RefSeq and is a predicted model, not a curated record. NCBI's taxonomy places the organism in Eukaryota, Evosea, Eumycetozoa, Acytosteliales, Acytosteliaceae. The annotation marks the transcript as partial.
CAAUCAUGUGCCGAGUUCCAACGAUGGUUUGAUCGACCACUCUCGAGUCUGACACUGCCAUCACACAUCGACAAGAUCGUGCUCAAUGACGCGUUCAACCUACCAAUCGAGCCUGGUGACAUCCCCAACUCAAUCACACAGGUCUCACUUGGCACAGACUUCAACCACCUCUUGAAGCCCGGCUCAAUCCCGCCCAGCGUCACAACACUGAGACUUGGAGAUGACUAUGAUCAUCAACUUGAGCCCGGUACCAUUCCGCGCUCACUUACCGAGCUCUACAUUGGCGAGAAUUAUGAACAGCAGAUCAUACCUGGGGCACUCCCAUCAUCACUAACCAUUCUUCACACUGGUGGCUAUGAUCGUGAGUUCAUCACUGGCGCGCUACCACCAUCACUCACGUCGUUGACGUUGGGCCUAAAGUUCAAUAAGCCAAUCACGCCGAGAGUGUUACCAAGCUCGCUGACAGAGCUCAGCUUUGGGGAGAACUUUGAUCAGCUACUCGAGCCCGGGGCUAUCCCAUCAAGCUUGACCAGACUAAAUUUUGGCGAUAGCUUCAACUUGCCGAUACAACCUUGCUUGCUGCCCUCGUCACUGACCGACCUAACCUUUGGUCAUUACUUCAAUCGACCAUUGUUGCCCAACACUCUACCCCCAUCGCUUCGAUCACUUGACCUCGGUGUCAACUUUAAUCAAAGUCUGGAGGUUGGUGCGUUGCCACCAUCACUGGAAUGGCUCAAGUUAAGCUUAGUAUUCAAUCAACCAUUGCAGCCACAUGUCCUGCCUCAAUCCAUCACAUACAUCUACUUUGGUCGCUACUUCCAACAACCUAUAAUGUCUGCGGACAUCAUGCCAACAUCACUAUCAUCCAUUUCCUUUGGAAAUGAAUUCCUCAAUCUUAUUGGACACGACACCUUCCGACAUUGUCGUGUUCGUGAUCUACUUCAGCGCGAUGGCAUCAAAACACCACUAGUGCUACCACGCAACUCAAUCUUCCAUGGACAUGCUGCCAACCUUACAAUUAGGACAUUUCAUCAAUUAAGACUAUCAUAUGAAAUGUGGUCACAAUAUAUGAUGGACAUGGACAUCGCAUCAAUGAUACUCUAUCAGAAUGAGAGUUACCUUGGAAGUGUUCGAAGGUUGGACAAUCAAUACCUCUUGGUACAAAGUAGCGCAUCAAGAUUAUACAUCAUCACAUGGAACAUCCUACUUCAUUAUUUCUCAACCUUAUUCCAA